CAAUCACCGUCGAGGUAAAGAAGCCAUAUUGUAACUUCUACCGCAGUUCAUGAAAUUUUUUCGAAAGCAGUGAGCUUGGAGACCUGUGAUUCCCUGUCGAGAGCUGAAGUACUGUAGCAUUAUUAGUCAUUCGAAGGCUUAAACGACAAAAUGAACACAACCAGCUUAGUAUUAGUAAUGCAGAGAGCAUGCAUGCAGACCUUCAGACAGCCUCAGCUAGCGCUGCCUGCUUCCUCCUCGAUGGUGCGGAGCUGCCUGCUGUCCACACAGCCUGUCCCUGCAGCGCGACUCCCCUGCAGAGUGAAGGUAUCUGCUGGGAAACACUAUGCUUGGUGUGCUUGUGGACACAGCAAGAAACAACCUUUCUGUGAUGGAGCUCACAGGAAAGAAGCACCCAGCAUCCUUCCUCUCCGUUUCACCCCUGAGAAAGAUGGGACGGUCUUGCUGUGUGCCUGUGCAGCUCUCUACACUCCCUCCAGAACCUUUCAUCGCCUCUAAGAAGCCUUUCAAAGUGGAGCUUGUUGGUGGAAAGCGUUACUCGUGGUGCACCUGUGGACACAGCAAGAAACAGCCUUUCUGCGAUGGAGCCCACAAGCUCAAAGCCCCAGGUCUGAUGCCUCUACGUUUUGUCCCAGAGAAAGACACCACUGCUUGGUUGUGUGGCUGUAAAUACACCAACAACCCACCUUACUGUGAUGGCACACACAAGCAGGACUUCAUUGUAUCUGCUACACUACAUGAACAAACUGACUCUUAAAUAAGGAGGAUUAUUGCCAGUCAAUUUUGGUUUGGGAGAUGUAGAUGCAGCGUGUAAAGUUUGCUGCUGUAGAUCAGUGCACUCCACUAAACCAGCAUACACAACAUGACUGACCACGUCACAUAGCUCAAUCUUGUCAGAAAAUCUAGCAUGACGAAGAAGAGAGUAGAUGUGAGGUUGUUGUAUAUGGGAAAUACAACAUAAGUGUAGGGUUGGUAAUAUGAUAUGCUGUGAGAUGAUACAGAUUUGUCUACUGCUGUCCCUUUAGUAUAUGUGGAUGUAUUAAGCCAUUGUGGACAAUGUUGCAAAUAAUUCAGUUCAAUUUUAUUUAUAUAGCACCAAAUCACGAGCAGGUCUAGACCAUAAUAUGGUGAAUACUAGCAGUCCAUACAAAAAAGAAAGUUGUUCUAGAUGGGAUGUGAUAGUAUUCAGGCAAAGAGAAAACUGUCUGUGUAGAAGAGUAGAAAUGUGUGCAUGGAGGGAUGUAUAAGUUAAUUCCAUACAGACAGAGUGAAAGAGUGAUAGAGCAGAGUCCCCUACAACACACUCCUCAUAUGAAGCCUCAAAUAUUUAAUAAAUGAAAAUGCCAUAUUGUUUUCCCUUUUUACCUUUGGGAUACAUGUUCAUAUGUUUUUCUUCAUUUAAAUUAAGAAAAGUACAGUAUCUGCACUGAGCUGCCAGUUAGGUAGACCUAUCAGUAAAUAUCAAUUACUGCAAGUAACCAAUAAAUGUUUGUUUUUGUUGA
Molecule: messenger RNA, 1502 nt
Organism: Lates calcarifer (barramundi perch)
Lineage: Eukaryota; Metazoa; Chordata; Actinopteri; Centropomidae
Product: CDGSH iron-sulfur domain-containing protein 3, mitochondrial
Exons: 5
Coding region: 326-757 (143 amino acids)
Cellular component (GO): intracellular membrane-bounded organelle
Molecular function (GO): 2 iron, 2 sulfur cluster binding
Source: RefSeq, a predicted model, not a curated record